Molecule: messenger RNA, 973 nt
Organism: Manis javanica (Malayan pangolin)
Lineage: Eukaryota; Metazoa; Chordata; Mammalia; Pholidota; Manidae
Source: RefSeq, a predicted model, not a curated record
AUGGCGGCCCCAUACCAGGGAGAAGACCGCCUGAGGGGGACGGGGGGCUCUGCACCCAGCAGCGGAGCCCGCAGUGGGGCGGCGGCCACGUGCCCUCAACAGCCCCUGCGGCGCUGGCGGCGGGCGUGUCCCUUCCCCGGGAGUCUGACUGCGGAACCCCCGCCUCGGUUUCCCGCUGCGUCGGAGAGCCCAGGGAGCGGGAGGAAGCGGCGGCGGCGGGAGCGCGCGGGGUGGCGCGGGGACCACCGAGGCGGCGUGACCCGGGCGGGGGUCACCCGAGGGUGGGCCGCGCGGGCCCCUGGGCCCUGCAGCCCCGCCGCCGAGCCCAGACAAUGGCCGCUAUUGUGCGCCCUCCGCUGCGCGCAGACGGCUCCCAGCUGCCGCCCGCGGAGCGCCCCCUCCCGGCGGCCCACCUGGCCGCGCGGGCCCACGCUCGGGAAACGGAGGCCCUGGCAGGGCACAGCCGCCGCCUGGGCCGUGUGGCCGGGGUGGAACACCGCCAGCAAAGGGAGUCAACGUCCGCUAAACACCUGCCACGUGCCAGGCACCGUCUGCUCUCCAUUGGACCCACUAAAGCCCCUACACUGCUGCCCGAUUGAGGGGAAACUGAGGCUCAAGGUCACUGGGCUAAGAGAAGCUGGCUGGGAUCUGCUCUGCACGAAGCCCCUCCUUCCUACUCAGGGAAGCGGCCGCGGCCCAUCCUGCCUAGGACUUGGGGAGAAGGGCCCAAGAUGCUUCUCUCAAAAGGCCAUGUGGCUUCCUUGCUAUCAAAUGGAGAAGGGAAAAAUGCAAAAACUGAGGUGCGGGGAAUUAAGUGACUUGUCCAGGAGGACACAGUUCAUCUGGCAAAGCUGGACUUCAAGCCCAGAGAAGGAGUCCGUUGGUGUGUCCGCGGCCAGGGCAGGAGGAGACGUGUGGGACCCGAGGAAGGAAGUGGCCUGCCUAAGGUGAAGGUGAGAGGCGGCGGGGCCUG